Molecule: messenger RNA, 1509 nt
Organism: Lasiodiplodia theobromae
Lineage: Eukaryota; Fungi; Ascomycota; Dothideomycetes; Botryosphaeriales; Botryosphaeriaceae
Product: Carbohydrate esterase family 5 protein
Exons: 6
Coding region: 1-1509 (502 amino acids)
Biological process (GO): carbohydrate catabolic process
Cellular component (GO): extracellular region
Molecular function (GO): cutinase activity
Source: RefSeq, a predicted model, not a curated record
AUGAGCAACAUUCUCCUCGCAGCUGUAUAUGCCGCCCUCGUGGCCGGCGCCCCCUUUCCCAAGGCCGACCCUGUCUCCAUGCCUGGCUAUGGCAUUGAGCCCCCAACUGGCACUCUUCCUACUUCUGGUGCUGGUGGUGAGGGUGGCCUGCCAUUCCCUAUCCCAACUCCUGGGGCUGGUAGCUACGGGUCUGGUGGCUCUGGACUCGGCGGAGGCCUCGGCGGAGGCCUCGGCGGAGGCCUCGGCGGAGGCUUAGGCAGUGGACUUGGCGGUGGCCUCGGGUCCGGCUCCUUCCCCACGCCCCCGUCUGGUGGCCUGGGUGGCUCUCUUCCGGGUAUCGGUGGUGGAUCUCUUGGCGGUGGACUCGGCAGCGGCCUCCCGUUCCCCAUCCCCACGCCUGGCUCUGGCCUUGGAGGACUUGGUGGUGAAUCUGGCUCCGGUCUCGGUGGGCUGGCCUCUGGCCUUGGUGGCUUGGGUGGCCUGAGCGGCUUGGGCGGUAGCGGUUCCGGCGUCAUCCCUUCUGAAUCUUCUGGGUCCUACAGCGAUAGCGAGAAGCGCCAGCUCAGCGGCUUGGACGGACUGAGCGGACUGGGUGGACUUGGUGGAGGUUCGAGCAGCGGCUCCGGUCUGGGUGGUCUUUCUGGCCUGGGCUCCCUUCCCACGGGACUUUCCCUGCCGACUCCUGGCGCAUCUAGCGGUGCCGGUGGACUUGGAGGCCUCGGCUCUCUGGGAGGCAGCAGCGGUCUUGGAUCCCUUGGCUCACUUGGUGGAAGCAGCAGCUCCGGUAGCGGUAUUCCUGAUCUUGGAUCUCUCACGGGCGGCUCAAGUCUAACUGGUCGUCAAGAUUCUGGUACGUCUGGCCUCAGCGGACUCCUUAGUGGCUUGACGGGCGGAAGCUCAUCUGGCUCUUCUGCCCUAGGCGGUAUUUCCCUGGGCGGUUCUACUUCGAACGGCCUCGACGAGGCUUGCAAGGCGGCAACUCUCAUUUUCGCUCGCGGCACUACGGAGAUGGGAAACAUGGGAAGCGUCGUCGGCCCUGGCUUCGGCAACGCUCUUAAGGAGCAGCUUGGCCAAGACAAGGUCGCCAUCCAAGGUGUCGACUACGCUGCCGACGCGGGCGGUAUUGCCACUGAGAUUACCGGCGGUGCUGGUACCCAGGCCAUGGUUGCCGAUGUCCAGAAGGCGAUUCAGAAGUGCCCCGACACCCAGAUCAUCCUUUCCGGUUACUCUCAAGGAGCCAUGCUCGUACACAACACCAUGAGCAAGCUCAGCGCCGACCAGGCCAAGAGCAUCAAGGCUGCCGUUACCUUUGGCGAUCCCUUCAAGACCCAGGCUCUCAAAAACCUCCCUGAGGGUUCUUUCAGGACGUUCUGCGCCAGUGGCGAUGCUGUCUGCGGUGGCGGUUCUACCUCUGGUAGCUCCUCGUCUGCUUCUACUUCUGGCCACUUGGGCUACGGCAGUGACGCCGGCACUGCAGCCAAGUUUGUCAAGACCAAGGUUUCCGUCUAA